AUGGCGCCCUCAUUCGACCAGCUGCGCGAGGCUGACCUCGACGACGACGAGUUCAACGAAGAUGAGAUUGAUAUCUCUGACCUGCGCGAGAAGUUCGAGGUCCAGCUGGAGCUGGGCUACGACACCUUUGUGGUCAUCGAUGGCCUUCCCGAGGUCACGGAGGACCAGAAGCCAAAGCUGGUGAAAUUCUUGCUGAAGAAGCUCAACACUGUUGGCAAGACCAAGGAGGAGCUGAUCCACAUGCCCAUGGGCGACGAUGGAAAGUCGAUGCGCUUCGCAUUUGUCGAAUACUCCUCAGCUGCUGAGGCCGCUGCCGCUACCCGCCAGCUGGAUGGCGUUCCCCUGGACAAGAAGCACACCCUGCGCGUCAACAAGAUUACCGACAUUGAGCGAUAUGGCCGAGAAGGACGAGUUGACGAGAAAUACGUCCCCCCCGUUAUCGAAGAGUUCACCGAAAAGGAGCACUUGAGAUGGUGGCUGAAGGAUCCCUCUGGCCGUGGCCGAGACCAGUUCGUCAUGUACCGUGGUGAAUCUGUCGGCGUCUUCUGGAACAACGAAAAGGAUCAGCCCGAGAACAUUGUCGAUCGCCAGCACUGGACUGAGGCUUUCCUCCAGUGGUCACCUCUGGGCACUUACCUGACUUCAGUCCACCAGCAGGGUGUUCAGCUGUGGGCUGGCGCAUCUUGGUCCCGUGCCGCCCGAUUUGCUCAUCCCUUUGUUAACCUGGUCGCCUUCUCCCCGAAUGAAAAGUACAUUGUUACCUGGUCUAACAGACCCAUCUCAAUCCCCGAGACUGGCCACCCUGCGCUGUCUGUUGACGAUGAGGGCAAGAACUAUGUCAUUUGGGACAUUGAGACCGCUACACCUCUCCGAUCAUUCGCCAACCUGGAUGCCCCCAAGGGAGAGGAGGGCAAGCCUCCCCCAAAGAUGCAGUGGCCUGCGUUCAAGUGGUCCGCGGACGACAAGUACGUUGCUCGUCUGACUCCUGGUGCCUCCAUCUCCGUCUACGAGCUCCCUCGAAUGAACCUCCUCGACAAGACCAGCAUCAAGAUUGAAGGCGUGGUUGACUUUGACUGGGCCCCCGCAACACCCCAGCGCGAGGGCGUCAAGACAUACGAGCAGCUCUUCACCUUCUGGCAGCCCGGAACUGGUAGCAACCCCGCCAAGGUCGGCAUGAUGAGCAUCCCCUCCAAGGAGGUUGUGCGAAGCCUGAACCUGUUCAACGUCAGCGACGCCAAGCUGCACUGGCAGUCGGAUGCCGCCUACCUGUGUGUCAAGGUCGACCGACACUCCAAGUCAAAGAAGUCACAGGCUACGACUUUGGAGAUCUUCCGUGUCAAGGAGAAGGGUAUCCCUGUCGAGGUCGUUGAUACUAUCAAGGACACCGUCAUCAACUUUGCAUGGGAGCCCAAGGGCGAUAGAUUUGCUCUCAUCACCACCACGGAGCCCGUUGGCCCUACUGCCGUCCCUCCCAAGACAUCCGUCUCCUUCUUCUGCCCCGAAAAAUCCAAGGGCCCCUAUGCCGGCAACUUCAAGCUGCUGCGCACUCUGGACAAGAAGAACAGCAAUGCCAUUUACUGGUCACCAAAGGGCCGAUUUGUCGUCAUUGCCACCAUCGCCAACCAGCAGAGCUCCGACCUCGACUUUUACGACGUCGACUUUGAGGGCGAGAAGCCCGAGUCAGCAAAGGACCUGACUGCUAACCUGCAGCUCAUGAACACAGCCGAUCACUACGGCGUCACAGAUGUGGAGUGGGAUCCCUCAGGCCGAUUCGUUGCCACGUGGGCAUCAGCAUGGAAGCAUGCGAUGGAAAAUGGAUACCACAUCUACGACUUCAAGGGUGAGGCCCUGCGCGAGGAGCCCGUUGAAAAGUUCAAGCAGUUUGCUUGGCGGCCUCGACCGCCGACACUGCUGUCAAAAGAUGAGCAGAAGCAGAUCCGCAAGAACCUGCGUGAGUACAGCAGAGUAUUCGAACAGGAAGACGCCGACCGCGGUGCGUCAGCCGACCUCGCAGUUGUCGAGGCCCGUCGCCGCGUCCUGGACGAGUGGCAUGCUUGGCAGGCAAAGACCAAGGAGAUGGAGGGCACCGAAGGAGGAAGCAUCGAGAGCGAUCGGGUGAUUGAGGAGAUUGUGGAGGAUGUGUUGGAAGAGAGCGAGGAGGUGAUAGGGUAG
Molecule: messenger RNA, 2172 nt
Organism: Trichoderma breve
Lineage: Eukaryota; Fungi; Ascomycota; Sordariomycetes; Hypocreales; Hypocreaceae
Product: eukaryotic translation initiation factor eIF2A domain-containing protein
Exons: 4
Coding region: 1-2172 (723 amino acids)
Biological process (GO): translational initiation
Cellular component (GO): eukaryotic translation initiation factor 3 complex
Molecular function (GO): translation initiation factor binding; RNA binding; translation initiation factor activity
Source: RefSeq, a predicted model, not a curated record